Messenger RNA from Saccostrea cuccullata (small rock oyster), 2687 nucleotides. RefSeq lists its product as uncharacterized. The coding region runs from base 1 to 2553 and encodes 850 amino acids. The transcript is spliced from 4 exons. The record is from RefSeq and is a predicted model, not a curated record. Lineage: Eukaryota; Metazoa; Mollusca; Bivalvia; Ostreida; Ostreidae.
AUGUCAUUACCAACAUUUUCUGAAAUAAUUUACAUUUCUUUAACACAGACAUAUGAAUCAAUAUUUUUAGGUGCCUUGAAAAACCAGCACAAACAAUUAGACAAGAACUGUUCUGAUGAGGAGCAACAAAGUGGAGACGAAGAAGACCAAAGUAAUGAACUUCUAUCUGACUCCCAGAACACACAGUUUGAUGAGGAUAUUCAGAUGUCUGAGUACGACCACAAUGACGAUCGGAAUGCGAAUGAAUCAAGUGAUUCUGAACAGGAGGAUCUAUUGAACAGCACAUCAGAAAAUCAAAGAGUCAAAACAGUCAACAAGAAAGGAGAUAAUCGUGCAGUAAUCGAUUCUGAAAAUUGCGAAAGUGAUCCUGACAGUGAUUUCAUAGACGAUGAGAAUAUUAGAGGAGCAAAGGUUGGUAGUAAAACACCCCAUACUUGUAAAGUGAUAAUAGAAAGAAAUUCUUCACUUAGGGAAAACAGUACUAGGAAAGGAAAGCUAGAGUCUCCCAAAGUACAAAAGACCCCAAACACAAAGAACAAUCUCACAAAAAGCAGAGCAGCUGAAAUGCCAGAAUUAUCUACUCCAAAGAUUAACUCGGGAGGAAGUACGAAAAAAAUGGGUCGACAGCAGAAUGUGAAAGACACUGGAACCACACAAAAAGUGGAGAAUGAAAAAGGCAAAGAGAACAAGAAUAGAGGCAAGGUGAGGGGUAAAAGUGGUAUCACAGAAAAGGAGGUGGAAGAGGGGCAGAGAGAUGACAUUUCUGUUGAGAGCAUUGAUGAAGAUUAUGACCAGAAUUUAAUAGAAUCGAGUGACUCUGAGCUUGAGGAUCCAUUUAGUAGUGUGGCUUCAAAUAAGAGCAUCAGUGAGCAAAAGUCACCGAAAAAGAAUGUAAAGAGCAAUCCCCUAUAUAAUUCAACAGCCAGGAGGGGUAAUGACAGUGAAGAAUCAGAUAUAUCAGAAGAUGAAAAGGAGGUUGUGGGGAAAGGUGGAAGGAAAUCUAUAAGAAAGAGUAAAGCAACAGUUGGGGAAAAGAAUACAGACAGUGAAAGCAGUGUAAAGAAAGGGAGACUUGAUACCACCAAACCCAACAAGACUCCAGUCCCAAGAAACAGCUCCAGAGUAUUAAAUAAAACAACAGAACCACCUGCAUCUUCCACACCAAAGAGAAGUGGACGAGGAACUUCCUUAAAAUUGCCUGUGCAGCAGAAGAUCAUCACACAAGCGGAGCUACAUGUCACAACUUCACCUUCGUCAGGGGAGGAGAACACAGAUGAUGAGGCUACCAGUAACGGUGUAUACCACAGUUCUGAUGACGAGCCAACCCCUGACCCAGCAGUGGGGGGUAGUAUCAGUUUAUCUCCACAGAGAGCCACAAAUGAUCCAGAAAGGUCCAAUCCUGCUGAAGAGUUCAGCUCCGAAUCAGAAUGGGAAGAAAAUGCCACCUUUCCAGAUUGUGCCAUAGUGAUAAGCAGCAUAAAGAAAGACUGGCUGCUAAAGAGAGAUAUGAUACCCGAGAAAGCCAAGGAGUUGUUUGAUGUGCAAUAUGCCAAAUCUUGGUCUCAAUCGCCAAGUUUUUCUAAUCAGCUGAGCGAUGAUCAUCUUCCUCAUAUCAUGAAAAUUGUUGCAGACAUGGUCAGGAACAAAAAGUUCAAAAAACUUGGCCAGUUGUUGACAGACUGCAACUAUCAGGUUAGCCAGAUGGAAUCCAUCAAUCACCUGUUAAGUCUUGAUGAUGACGCUAUAAAUAAUAUCAGAAAAUCUCUGCUUGAUGGUAUAGAGAACCAGGAGGUCAACGGAGAAGUUGUGCUCAUAAUGGACACCAAAUUAAACACGCUAUUUCUAAAGCUGAAUAACACUGUGGACAGACUUAGUAAAAUUAGGAAUCAACUCUUCCCAAAUAUGAAGGAAUUGUCAGGUUGUCUAUAUGAGUGGAAAGUAAGCACUGUGUCAGCCAUUACUCCCAACCCUUCAGAUGUUGACUUUGAGUGGAAGGGAAUCAAUGCUUGGCUGAACAAGGAAUGCUGGGAUAGCUGUGAACGGUGCAUUUAUCCUGCGCAAGACAUUUUUCUUGCAGCUGUGGAAAAUAAGAGCAUUGAAAAGUUAAUUGAAUGUCACUUUUCAAAGGAGGUAAAGAAUACUCAAAGGAAGUUGUUCUUUGUGAGGGCCAUGGAUGAUAUGGUUAACUUGGACAUGUUCCUUCAGAGACUGAUUGGUUCUUGUGCUAAUCACAGGAAUGCCCUCAUUAUAAGUCACGCAAAGCCACCCGUUACCUUAAAGUCUCUUUUGCCAUCCAGUUUGAGAAAAGGAAUAGAAGUGAAAGUAAUGAGUGCCUUUAAGCCUUCCAAUAAACAGGGUAUAUCUGUGGUUGUGAUCAGUGUAAGCAAUCCUAAUUGGCAGCAGCAGCAGAGAAGUUCAGGUACAGUUCCUGCCACAGCAAGUGAUGAUGAAAUAACACCUUGUCCAGAAGAUAAUGUACCCAGGGAUAGAAAACGCAAAAGUCUUCCUGUUAAAACCGGUGAUUCUUAUUCGAAACGCAAACGAAAAUCUUAACCAUUUCGGACAAGCAGAAUUUCUAACAGCAGAUGUGCAUGGUUAAGCUAUAUACACUGUACUACAUACAAAGUUAAGGUUUUUGCUGUGUUUAGUAGUGUCAAAGAGUAAAUUUUCACUGCCAGUUCCUUUUA